AUGGCCGCCCAGCUCCUCAGCACGAACAACGAGCCACCGACAAAAAUCCAGGCGACCGAGGAACCGCUGGAGAAGCCGACGCGGCCGCCGCCGCCGAGCCCCGUCAAGAACGAUUACAAGCUGGUCUGGGCCGACGAGUUCGAUUACGAAGGGCUCCCCCAUCCCAAGCGCUGGGGCUACCAGGUCGAGGCGAACAACUGGGUCCACGACCGGAACCAUAAUGAACAACAGUGGUACAUGGCGUCUCGCAGGGAGAACUCCUACGUGAGCGGUGGCACGCUCAAAAUCAUCGCCAGACGGGAGGACUGGAUCGGGAAACCCUAUACCUCCGCUAGAAUACGGACGCGGGGCAAGGGAGAUUGGGUCUACGGCAAGCUUUUGGUGAGAGCCAAACUCCCGGCGGGCAAGCCGGGCAUCUGGCCGGCCAUCUGGAUGAUGCCCACCGAUCAAAAAUACGGGAGCUGGCCGAACAGCGGCGAGAUCGACGUCAUGGAGAACGUGGGCUGGGCGCCCGGGGUGAUCCACAAUUCGGUGCACACGGGCGCCUUCAACCAUCGGCUGCGGUCGCAUAAGCACGCUGAAGUUGUUGUUGAUGAUGCGCACAGCGCCUUCCACGUCUACGGCGUCGAGUGGGACGAGGACUCGAUCAAAUAUAGCAUAGACGGCCAGCAGACCUUUGAAUUUGUCAAUACGAAGAGCGGGAACCCCGCCGAGUGGCCGUUCUCGCAGCGCUUCCAUCUCAUUCUCAAUGUGGCCGUCGGCGGAAAUUGGGGCGCGGCUCGCGGCUUGGACGACACGUGCUUACCGACAUGCAUGGAGGUCGACUACGUGCGGUUCUACCAGCGGGGCGCGGACAUCACGGACGCGCCGCCGCCGCCGCCCGGGGGAGCGCCGCCGCCCGUCGAGCUGCCGGGCGGCCAGUUCGUCGCGCCGCGGUCGCCGCCCAAGGGCUCGCCGGCGCGGCCGCCGCCGCCCGCGCGGCGGCCGCCCGCGCCGCCGCCGGGCGCGGCCCCGCCGGCGCAGCCCGUGGCGCCGCCGCCGCUGCCGCCGCCGACGUUCUAA
Molecule: messenger RNA, 1062 nt
Organism: Pelagomonas calceolata
Lineage: Eukaryota; Pelagophyceae; Pelagomonadales; Pelagomonadaceae
Source: the annotation of a GenBank genome assembly